Melanotaenia boesemani (Boeseman's rainbowfish) is the source of this 3414-nucleotide messenger RNA. Its product is annotated as toll-like receptor 13. Lineage: Eukaryota; Metazoa; Chordata; Actinopteri; Atheriniformes; Melanotaeniidae. The transcript has 4 exons. Gene Ontology annotation, cellular component: membrane. Gene Ontology annotation, biological process: immune response; toll-like receptor signaling pathway; inflammatory response. Bases 109 to 2967 code for a protein of 952 amino acids. The record is from RefSeq and is a predicted model, not a curated record. Gene Ontology annotation, molecular function: protein binding; transmembrane signaling receptor activity.
AGAUGUGAAAACCAUCUUGUACUCACGACUGAUUAAACUUAGCUAAAGGAUGCAUGAAGAAGAGACUGCUGUGAAAAAAUAGCCCCCACAUCCCAGUCUCUACAGGACAUGAGCGAAGCCACCCUGCUCUCAAAGGUCACCAUGCUGGCUUCAGGAACUUGGCCUUUUCUGCUCGUUUCACUUCUGUUUUUGUCCCUUCAUCAUGGCCCCUCACAUGGUUUUACCCUGAAAAAUUGCACCAUAGCUUACUCUGAAAAUAACUCUGAUGUGUCGGUUUCAUGCAGGCAGCAUGGCAUCUCAGCAAUUCCAGAUGACAUUCCCAGAAAUGCAGCAUCACUAGAUCUCGGCUCAAAUCAGAUUUUAGCUAUUACCAGGACAGAUUUAAGAGGUUUAUCAAAGCUCAGAACUGCACAGGUUGAAUACAACUUUAUUUCACAUAUUGAUGAUGGGGCUUUUGCAGACUUGGGAGAAUUAAAUUCGCUCUUCUUGGAUGAGAAUCGACUCAGAAACCUGACAGAUAACAUGUUUCUGGGUCUGUCCAGAUUAGUGUUUCUCUCUCUAUGCACCAAUCAGAUCUCCUUUGUAUCCCCUGGUGCUUUUCAACCCCUGGUCAGCAUCCAGUGGGUGGAACUGGGAAGCAACCAACUACAUCAAAUUACAGACAUUGCUCCGAUAUUAAAAUUCCCAUUUUUAACAUAUCUAGGAAUUGGGUAUAACAAGUUUACCUCUUUUCAAUCAGAUGACCUACCUUUAAACAUUUCAAACAUUAAAAUGCUUGAACUUAGUAUGAAUCCACUGAGAACGUUCAGCAUUACAAAGGAUAUUUUUCCUCAUCUAAAGAGUCUGGACUUCAGCAAGUGCAGCUAUGACAUAGACUGGAAUGUGCCAAACAAGACCUUUCUGAGCAGCUUAACUAGCUUGGCACUUAGUGGAUGUUAUAUUAGCUUUGAAACAUAUAGCGCGAUGUUACAGACUGCUGCUUCCCUGCAACAACUUUCCCUGUUGUUCAUGGAGAAGUUUAUAGAUGACGGCCUCAUAGAUGUCGCCUGCCAAACCCCAUCUCUAAGAAGCCUUGACGCAAUCCUUAACAAGAUUGGGUUUGUAGAUGAUAACUUGCUUUGGUCGUGUUCGCAACUUAAUGAGCUCAAGUUAUCACAUAAUGAUCUGUCUGGUAUGUCUGAACAUGCACUCCAAAAUACGAGACAACUCAAGCUGUUGAAUCUUGAGUCAAACCAGCUAAAAAAAGUACCACUUGCAGUCCGAGGACUCGCCAGACUGGAAAGCCUGAAUCUGCACGCUAACUUCAUCAGUGAGCUCAGCUGCCUUGAUUUCCAGAACUUGACAAGCAUUACAGCCCUCAAUCUGAAACGCAAUCUCAUGUCCAGUCUUCAAGAGUGUGUUUUUCAAAAUCUCAAUAAUUUGAAAGAACUUGAUAUUGGGGAAAAUAUCUUUUGUACAAUCGAAUCCAGCCUCAAAGGAAGUUUACAGAAACUAGAAACUCUGAAUAUGCACAAUAAUAGGUUUUUACAGCUUAUGCAAGGUACCUUCCAGAACCUGUUGUCCCUCAGUUCUUUGGAUUUGGAGUCGGACUCAUAUUAUAAUGUUUAUGGGGGAACUUUUGAAGGACUUGAUCACCUUAAAACACUUAGCCUGUCACUCAGUGUGUAUGAAAAAGCAACUUUCAGGGGCCUACAACACCUGGAAACCCUGAGCCUUCAUCUCACCUUUAAUUGGAAGCCAAAUAGUCUUCAACAAAAUUUCGAGCCAUCUUUCUCUGAUUUAGUCAACUUGAAGACGCUUGUUCUCAAAACUUAUGACACCUACUCUGCUGAUGUUUCACCAGAUCUGCUUAGUGGUCUGAAAUCUUUAGAAUCCUUUAAAACAGAAAAAUUCUUCACAAGAUCUUUACACCCGGAUACGUUUAAAUACACCCCACAGCUGCGAAGAUUGGAAAUAAUCCAAAGUGGUCUGACACAUUUAGCUCCUGAAGUCUUCUGGCCAAUCCCAAACCUGAAGGAACUAGACCUCUCCAACAAUAAACUUUCGUCUUUGGACUUUCUCUCUCGGGCCAACCUACCAAAGCUACGCUGGCUCAAACUCAGCAACAACGAACUGUCGAUCAUCAAUGAGACAACCUUUCAAUCCCUUCCUGCAUUGACAUACUUGGACCUGAGUGAUAAUCCUUUAACAUGUGAAUGCUCCAACUCUGGUUUCAACCAGUGGAUUCUAAACAACAACCAAACACAGGUUGUUAAUGGUCACCAGUACCCCUGCGCAUUUCCUGUGAGCCAAAAGGGUAACAUGUUCCUGGACUUUGACGUCCGACUCUGCUGGGUAGACUCUAGCUUCCUCUGCUUCGUUUCUAGCUCUUGUCUGGUCAUGCUUACCCUCCUUGCAUCCUUUGUCUAUCACUUCCUGAGAUUGCACAUCAUCUACACCUACUACCUUUUACUGGCCUUCCUCUACGAUAAGACAAGAAGCAAGAAGGGCACUCCUGACAGCUACGAUGCUUUUGUGUCCUACAACAUUCAUGAUGAGGCCUGGGUCUGCAGUGAGUUGCUUCCUAUACUGGAGGGUCAGCAAGGCUGGAAACUGUGUCUGCACCACAGAGACUUUGUACCAGGUAAGCCCAUCAUUGAAAACAUUACAGAGGCUAUCUACAGUUGCAGGAAGACCAUCUGUGUGAUCAGCAGACACUACCUGCAGAGCGAGUGGUGCUCCAGAGAGAUCCAGAUGGCCAGCUUCCGUCUGUUCGACGAGCACAAAGACGUGCUGAUCAUGCUGUUUCUGGAGGACAUCCCAGUCCAACAGCUGUCUCCGUACCACCAAAUGAGAGGUCUGGUGAAGAGGUGCACCUACCUGAGCUGGCCACAGGCCACUCAGCACUCCGGGGUCUUCUGGCAGAACGUAGAGCGAGCUCUGGGUGCAGCUGAAAGCCCCACUGAUAACUCACUUCUCCGUGUUUAACAUGAACAUUUUUUACACGUAAGAUGAUGGAAAUGAUGCAUCGUUGUGCUGUUAAAAUGGUAUAAACUCCAAUGAACUGAGUUUUAAUGUGAACUGGGUCUGAUGAUAAAAACCAGUAACUUUUGAUUUACACAUUUUGGAUCUAAUUUAUGCAGAAUUUUUACACUUUAAUGGGAAACUUAAAUCGGAUUGAAAGGUUCUUGUAUAUCUAGGUGGCAGAGAAGAGGAAAAAGAAAUGUAGGAUCCUUUUUUAUUUUCAUUUUUGCUUAUUUAGAGACAAUGUAAAUUAUGCUUGUGUCAAAAUCGCUGUUUUUUUCCUCACAAUACUGAAUAAAAGUUUCUUGCUUGUAGCUUUUCUUUCAAUUGUACUGUCAGGACUGUCAGACAAUCGACUACAUAAAGUGCUCAGUGUUAAAUAUGUAUAUGCAGAUGGAGCAUUCUACUGAU